GCGAGUCGCGUGCAGAACGUUGCGGGAAUUAAAGCCAAUAUAACAAGUAAAAGAAAUGUAAAAUGGCCAACCUGCUGGCUCGUUCUUGGAUUACUUUAAUUGUCUGGUUGAAACUGUGCCUCAUGAUCUACCUUAUUCCCACGAAUGAAUCGCCUGAGAGUGGUCCCACACCAAUGGAAUACAAUUUUCCGAAUGAUGAGCAACACUUAAUUGACUUUGGCAACUUUUCCUAUAUAAUGGAGCAAGCCCCAUGUGACGCGGUCACCAAGGGACUGAUAGUAGUCCACACAGCUCCCAGUAAUCAUGAGAAACGUUCGGUAAUACGCGAAACUUGGGGUGGAGUCAAUGCCAUUGAUGGGUCGCCUCUUCGUUUGAUCUUUGCCUUGGGCAGCAUUUCGAAUAGCUCACUGGAAACAGCGAUUGUGGAGGAGCAGGCGCAAUACGGUGACCUCUUGCAGGGCAAUUUCGUGGACACCUACAGCAACAUUACCUACAAGCAUGUGAUGGCCUUGAAAUGGUUCAACUCUCACUGCAACAAUGCUCAGUUUCUGCUCAAGGUGGAUGACGAUAUAUUUGUGAACACCCGAGUACUUGUGCAGAACCUAAACGAAGUGAAACGCUCCAAUGAAAGGCUGGACCAUCUCCUACAGCAGCGCAGAGAACUUUUGCUGUGCUCGAAAGUCAUUGAUGAUCGCGUUAUUCGUUCCUAUCGCUCCAAAUGGCGUGUGAGCUUCAGGGAGUACUCUGGCUCUCAUUACCCCGACUUUUGUCCCGGUUUCACGGUACUCUACAGUCCGGAUGUGGCAAAGAAACUCUAUGCAGAAGCCCAAAGGUCACCGUACUUUCGCUUGGACGAUGUUCACAUCACGGGCAUACUCUCGAAGCGUCUGCACAUAUCGAUCAGUGAUCUCAGACCUUAUGUCUUGUACCCAGUGGAAAUGGAAAGUUUAUUGGAUGAGGCAGAAAAGGCCAACGAACAAGUUGAAUUUCUGGUUUCCUGGCAUAACUUGAGCCCAACACAGAUGCGAUCGCUCUGGUCAUUGUUUGGAAACAACUAACUGGAGGGAGGACAAAGAACUCAAACCUCUCAGCUUCCGCAACAACAGAGUCCCAGCAACAGCUUCAGCUCCAAUUCAUUGCGAGUCAAGUGCGUUCAAUUUCCUUGAAAAACAGCUGGCUGAAUGGAUGGGUGGAUGGAUGGAUGGAUGGGUGCCUGGUUGACUGACUACCCGGUCGACUCCUCAUCAAUAUACAUCACAGCAACAAAAGGCCCUUGGCUAACUGGCUUUGGACAUUGUUUACCUCAACAGAACACAGAACCCAAGUCGCAGUCGAGGGCCAGAAACUGGAACUGAAACUGAUUGCCCCAGAGCCUGGAGUCGCUACCAACGGCAUGCCCCAUGCAAUGCUUCCUUCCGAUCCCAGUACACAUCAUCAACAUCUGAGUGAUGUUCCCGAGGCAGGAUGCUCAUUGUUUCUCCAAAACUUGCUUUUUGGUGUGUGUGUGUGUGUGUGUGUGUGUGUGAUGGAUGCGUUGCAGCAGCUGUUUUACGGACAACAAUGGACCGAAUGGCGCGGAAUGAUUGCCGCUAUGGCAAUGUGGAAUAUGGCCAUGAUUCAUUAUCUAGAUGGUCAUUCAAGUUCAUGUGCUGCCAGCUCAAAGAACAUGCCACAGAUCCUUGUAGAUUGAUAAAUACCACACUUGAAAUAUUUUCG
Molecule: messenger RNA, 1716 nt
Organism: Drosophila guanche
Lineage: Eukaryota; Metazoa; Arthropoda; Insecta; Diptera; Drosophilidae
Product: beta-1,3-galactosyltransferase 5-like
Exons: 1
Coding region: 63-1058 (331 amino acids)
Cellular component (GO): membrane
Molecular function (GO): hexosyltransferase activity
Source: RefSeq, a predicted model, not a curated record